UAAUUAUAAAGAUGAGCGAUUUAUUUAUUCUUUUCGUGCUGAACAAGACUUCUAAAUAUCCUGAGGUUUUGCAGCCGAACUGCGGUUGUAAGUAUUCGCAUUGUCGUAGAUGAUGAUGUGGAUCACAAGGCUCCGUUGGAACUUCCGGGGGCGGGUUUGAAGGGGGGGGGGGUCGAGUGGGCGUGUCUUCGUGGCUCAGUGCAGCGGUGUCAUACAGCCUCGCACUGCAGAGACCAGAAAGAGACUCGAACACCGCCGAGAAAGAUGUCAGUUGUUCCACACGGCGGGGGGCGCGCGGAUCCCGGUCACUGUGCUGUCACGACACGUCCACAGCCUUUGCUUUUCGUCUUGUUCGCCACUUCAAUGCACUGGUGAAAUCCUUGGUGGGGCUCCAUCCCCGUCCCCCCUCCUCUUCCGCCUCUUCUUCUUCGCCGUCCCGUCACAAGCAUGGACAAGACGCCAAGCAGUCCACAUCACGGAAGCAACCGCAGCAACUCUUCGUCUUCAGACCGAAGCAACUCGUCGAAAAAACCCGGCGGGCGGACGGGUUCGCCAAGCCCCGGCUCCGGCCCACAGUACGGUCCCACGGGGGCAGGGGGCGGCCGGGGGGGCGCACUGGGGAUCAGCACCGGUUCGCAGCCGCAGCAGCAGCUGGCUCGCAGGCGACAACUGGAGGGAGUUCUCAGCAAAUAUACCAACCUUAUCCAAGGAUGGCAGAACAGGUACUUUGUGUUAGAUCCAGAUUUAGGGCUGCUGCUGUACUAUGUCAACGAGCCGGGAAGGAGCCAGAAGCCGCGAGGGUCCCUCCCUUUGAUCGGUGCCACGGUGACUCCGAGUGAUGAGGCGCCGCACAUGUUCAUUGUCAACUCUGUCAGUGGAGAGCUGUAUAAACUCAGAGCCUCUGAUGCCAAAGAGCAGCUGUAUUGGGUGAGCCAGCUCCAAGCAUGCGUCAGGCGACAUUCUGACUGCAGUGCCAAGGUAAGGAAGAUGAAGGGCUCGGAUGAACACCUGAGUGCUGAAGAAGCGGGGGGAGGACAAGAUGUGCUGGGUCCCACAUCCUCUGGUCGCACCCGAAGCCUGUCCCUCCUCCCGCACCUUACACCAUCUUCAUCGCCAGCUUCUCAGAGGCAACUGGCCCCCACGUCUUCGCCUGGCAACAUCGUCACUAUAACCCACCACAAGUCUCCGGCUGCAGCGCGGCGGGCCAAGAAUCAGUACCCGGGCCGGCUGCUGGAGGUCAAAGAGAUGAUGUCCCAAGCCGAGGGUCAGCAGAAGAACCUCGUCCAGUCCAUUGACACGUUGCCCACCAAAGGCCCCGUCUCCUGCCUGGACCAGGACCUGCUGCUGCUCAAAGCCACGUCGGCCGCCACGCUCAGUUGCCUGGGAGAGUGCCUGAACAUCCUGCAACAGACCCAGAGCCACAACCAGGUGCCACCUCCGUCUCAGGCUACUCAGCGCAACCCAAACGUCCACGGAGCCCGCACCGAUGGCGUUCCUGUGUGGACGGUACCCAGGUCACCCUCAGGACAGCAUCUGAAAAACGGCGGCCUGACUCCUCUGCGCCCCCCCGAGGCUUUGCCAGCCCUCAGGGAGAGGAGCCUGUCGCACGGUGUCCAGCACCAGGCAGGGCUGGCGGACAUCAGCCAAAGUGAGGAAGUGACAGACACAGAGGAAAGCGAGGAGGAGGACCUGGGAGUCCUGGAUGACCAGAGGAGCAUCAUUCUCCACUUGCUCUCCCAGCUAAAACUAGGAAUGGACCUCACUCGGGUGGUGCUGCCUACUUUCAUCCUGGAAAAGCGCUCGCUGCUGGAAAUGUACGCCAACUUCAUGGCCCACCCGGACUUAUUCUUGUCAAUCACAGCUGGAGUUACAGCCGAGGAGCGCAUAGUCCGCUUCGUGGAGUACUACCUGACCUCCUUCACCGAGGGGCGAAAGGGGGCUGUUGCCAAGAAGCCCUACAACCCCAUUCUGGGGGAAAUCUUCCACUGCUCCUGGGAAGUGCCUCGGGACAAAGUCAAGCCUUGGGUCAGAGCGACCCAAGGCUCCUCCCGGGAAUCAGGCAGGGUGGCCAACAACGUGCAGCAUGGUGACAACGUAGCAGGAGGCUGCUACAGAGUCUGCUUUGUGGCCGAGCAGGUGUCCCAUCAUCCGCCGGUUUCCGCCUUUUACUGCGAGUGCAGGGAGAGGCAGGUGUGCGUCAACGCCCACGUGUGGACCAAGAGCAAGUUCAUGGGCAUGUCGAUAGGAGUGUCCAUGGUUGGAGAAGGGGUGCUGUAUCUUAAGGAGCACGAGGAGGAGUACGUCUUCUCGCUGCCCUCGGCCUACGCUCGUUCCAUCCUCACUGUGCCCUGGGUGGAACUGGGAGGAAAAGUCUCCAUCAACUGCGCCAAGAGUGGCUACUCGGCCACGGUCACUUUCCACACCAAGCCUUUCUAUGGCGGCAAAGUGCACAGAGUGACUGCAGAGGUAAAACACAAUCCGACCAACACGAUUGUGUGUAAAGCGCAGGGUGAGUGGAACGGAACCCUGGAGUUCACCUACAGCAGCGGGGAAACCAGAGUGCUCGACACGGCCAAACUCACCGUGACCAGGAAGAAGCUGCGCCCACUAGAGAAACAAGGACGCACUGAGUCCAGGCGGUUAUGGGAACAUGUGACCAAGUCGCUGAAAGAUGGCAACAUGGACGAGGCGACUGAGCACAAACAUGGACUAGAGGAGCACCAGAGGGCGGACGAGAGACGGAGAGCAGCUGAUAACAAAGCCUGGACACCCAAAUACUUCACUAAGGAGGGAGACGGGUGGACCUACAACAAUCCUCUGUGGAAGUCCACCUGACAGUAAGCCCUCGCAUCGCUUGUUGUGGCUCUGGAUUGGGAGGUCACACAUGGGUAGCAGCAGCUUCUUGAAACUCAAAAGCCUAGCUCUGGACUCACUGUCGCCAUGGAGACACAGACAGGAAACAAGCAAUGGUGCCAAAGGGAAUCUCCGCGUGUAACAAAGGACAGCGUUUUGUACGGAAUUGAUAUAGGAUUACUUUUCUUCUAUUUUUCACCUGUGCCGAGGCCUUUUUGCAGUCACACAAUGAGCUCUUGUCAGUGGUGUUUGUACAUCCAAUACAAUGUUUUCUCACGGUCUACUUUGCUCACGUAACAGUAAAGUUAUUUGUAAUGCACUUUUACCAUUGGUGUAGAUAAGACACUUUUGUAAUGUAUGGCUCGAUCAGCCAAUCAGGGUAGUCAUCUAGCAGGAAAUAAGAUAACAAAACCUUGUAAAUAUCAGUCAAUACAAAAUGUACUACAUUAAAAGACCAUGAAGUACAAGGUCAAGUUUUUUUGACGCUACAUUGGUGUUAAUCCUAAACAGCCUUGAUUAUUUUGUCUGCACUUAGAAUGUAUUCAAACACAUUCUCAAUAGUUUCCUCAUUUUAUAUUGUGUGUGUUUGUGUUUUAUUAUUUGGAGUUUAGUCCCGUAAAGGCUUUCCUAUCUUCUUUUUUGAGUGAUUAUAAUAUUUACCUGACACUCCAAUAACUGUCCUGUGGAUGCUGACCUUUAUUCGUUAACGUGUAUGUUAUUUUAUUAUUUUUUUUUAAUAUUGUGACUAACAAAGGAACCUUAGAGGGAAUUUAAUCUUUGAAACAAAACCCAAGAAACACUCACAGGAGGAUUGGAAUUACUAAUAGUCAACAGCUUUCCAUAAAUGAAAACA
Syngnathoides biaculeatus (alligator pipefish) is the source of this 3706-nucleotide messenger RNA. Its product is annotated as oxysterol-binding protein-related protein 10. The transcript has 13 exons. Gene Ontology annotation, molecular function: cholesterol binding. The coding region runs from base 448 to 2835 and encodes 795 amino acids. The record is from RefSeq and is a predicted model, not a curated record. Gene Ontology annotation, cellular component: cytosol; intracellular membrane-bounded organelle; membrane. NCBI's taxonomy places the organism in Eukaryota, Metazoa, Chordata, Actinopteri, Syngnathiformes, Syngnathidae.